UGUGAGUUUUCGCGUUUUUUGGUGCGAAUUCACGAUUGUACCUUUUUUUUUGCUCCCCCACUGUAGUUCUAUUGGCUUUUUUGCUGUGGUACUUUCAUCUUGAUCUGCGAAUCUUGCGAACCCAACGUCUUGGCCGCGCGCUCACGAACUCCCUUUCUGCGACAAUUGACGUCAAUCAGUCCGUGUCCAAACCAGAGCUGAGAGCUGCUUGAAUGUUCGUCGGCCGCCAUGGAGGGCAAUCUGCGCCCCGGCUCUAACUCGCCACCCUUACUAGCCCUCGACCGCCGUUCACCGCUUCUCCGAACCAUCAACUCCUCCUGUUCUUCUCUACAUGAAAUGCCGCGCAUAAGGAAGUUGCGGAUGCUUGUUGCUGCAAAUGGCCAACGAGAUGUCGCCUAUGCUCAGGCCAUCGCCGUGCGUCUCCUCAAAGAUGCCCAGAUCGAGACUCGAGCUCUAGUCGACGAGGUUCCCUUGCGACUUACACACGAGAUCAUGGUGAUGGAGAACCGAAGCCUGGCCACUGUUGCUAUCGAUGCCGAUCAGAGGACGAAGGAUGCUAUAGAAGCUGCGCGCCAGACUGCCUUUGAACUUGUCGAAUGGGCGGAUUUACUCGUCCUCGCCCCCAUUGACGCCGACCACCUCGCCAAGAUGAUGUCCGGCAUCGCUGAUACUACUCUACUCGAAGUCUUACGCGCCUGGGACGUCUCCAAGAAGAUCUUGUUAGUGCCGGGCAUGUCGGUGCAGAUGUGGGAGCACCCGAUGACCAAGAAGCAACUCAGCAAGAUAAAACGAAAGUGGAAUUGGAUCAAAGUCAUGUCACCAGUCCUGUGGCAUUACGAACGACGUGGGGAUGGGAAGCGCGUGGUGUCGUGGGAUGGCUUCAAUGACCUUGUCGGAAUCAUCAAAAACCAAGCCGAGCUUAUGAGCCUCGGGCAUGACGUAGAGGUCGCUGCGAAGCAAGCCAUGCACACCAUCAGCCCUCGUCGAGUGGCCAAGACACUCCCACCUGAGAUAUGGAGCCUCAUCUUUGAGCAUGUUGGCGACUGGGAGGUCGCCACAGCGCUUAACAUAUAUACGACCCUCGAAAUACCUAUUGAAUGGAAGAAGAAUCGAAUAAACUUGAUUGAUCCUCUCGAAAUUUACAUGCACGAUCUCGAAUGGCUAAUACUCUCCUGUCCGGGAUCUGAUGUCAUAUGUCAAAAACUGGCCGAAGCACCAAAGGGGCUCCGUUACGUAUCCUCUCUGGUAGUGAAGCUCAUCAUGAAGUUUUCACUCGUUGAUGUGCUGACCUACCUAGAAACUAACCUGAGCAAAGUGUUCUGGGCCUCCUUUAGCGCCAAAUUCCUACCCAAUAAAGCAUCCGGGGUUUACGGGCGUGUGGACAUUCUCACGUGGUGGAAUACUUCACCAUCCUUCUUGAAGAAGGAGUAUGAUGCCGAGGCACUAGAUCACGCCUCGCGGAUGGGCUAUGUCCACGUGCUAGAUUGGUGGGUACGGUCGGGUCUCCCCCUGAAAUAUACUGAAGCCGCUCUCGAGUCUGCUUCCAAGGAGGGACACCUAUUAGUGCUGGAGUGGUGGAAAGAGGCGGCACUAAAGGACGAUAACAUUGUUCUCAAGCCCGGCCGGAGCCUCCUAACCGCGGCCCAGCACGGCCAGACAGCUGUGCUCCGCUGGUGGGAGGGCUCAGGCACCCCAGUCGGCUACAGCGAGGGCGUCUGCAAGAUUGCCAGCGCGCACGGCCAGACCGCGGUCCUCGACACGUGGCACGAGCUGAAGGGUGAGAAGCUCUCCUUCGACUCACAGGUGCUGGUGGCGCCUACCAAGCAAGGGCACAUCGACGUCCUGGAAUGGUGGAAGCAAUAUGCGCGCGGCGAGAAGGCCGGCGGCGACGGCAGGACGCAUCGCGUCGAGUAUAAGACGUGCGACAUCGAAGAGGCGCUCGAAGAUGCCAUCGGCGACCCCCGCCCGAUACGCAGAUGGUGGGCAAGGAAUGGAUUGAAUCUAGGCCUUGGGACGAGCGAGUGGAUGAAGAUACGGAGACUGUAAAUACUUAUAGUGUAUUAUGAAUAUAAAUACCAAAGCAAGUCUAUGGCCGCCA
Xylaria bambusicola is the source of this 2098-nucleotide messenger RNA. RefSeq lists its product as uncharacterized. Gene Ontology annotation, cellular component: phosphopantothenoylcysteine decarboxylase complex. The record is from RefSeq and is a predicted model, not a curated record. The transcript has a single exon. Gene Ontology annotation, molecular function: phosphopantothenoylcysteine decarboxylase activity; FMN binding. Gene Ontology annotation, biological process: coenzyme A biosynthetic process. NCBI's taxonomy places the organism in Eukaryota, Fungi, Ascomycota, Sordariomycetes, Xylariales, Xylariaceae. The coding region runs from base 229 to 2046 and encodes 605 amino acids.